GCUGUAUGUAUAUCGUGUAUGUACACAAAUUCAAUAGGGCUCUUAGAACUCGAUGUGUGUGAUGGAGGCUCCCAGAACUAAUCUGAUUGGUUGAGGCGGACAACAUCACGGGAUUGAUUGAAAGAUAUUUGAAGUCUAAUUGAACAAGCGUUGAAUGUUUUCUACGGUGCUAAGUUGCCUACUCUUUAGUCUAGAGGGAUUUAAAGUGUUUCACUCACGGAAAGUUCUUCACGACACUAAGUGGAUGAGAGGAAAAAAGCUAUGUAUUCUAAUCCAGUGCCAUCAACACCCUUCUCAGUAAAAGACAUUCUAAGUUGGACCGAAGCUCAAAACAAUUGUGGACUUGAUUAUCAGACAAUGAAUUUCCAGAUGCCCGCAAAUUUUCCCUUUGACAUGAAUCAUCGACCCUGUGAUCAGAUGAAUAUGUCCAUGAACAAUAAUCCAUCGUGUAUUUACGGAAACGCUGGAUCUCCUACUCAUUUACAGCCAACGUACACCAAUCUCUCCUACACCCCUCCUUUACCGGGACUGGGAGUAGGAGGACCACAUCCAGUACCCAAGGACUUCGAAAACACAUUAUCUGGGGUAAUGGACCCUUCACCUCCUCCCAGUGAAGAUGAUGACUCUAUGAAAGAGGGUAAACAAGUAUGUGCAUCACAGUCAUUGGGAAAUGCCAUAACGUCUUCUCUGACGUCACUUGCAGGAGAAAAAGGAAAAAUUUCACCAAUCUCAGCGUCAGAAUCAGGAGAAUGUCAGCUUCUUAAACAAAGGCAAAAACGGAAACCAAGGGUACUUUUUUCUCAAGCGCAAGUUUACGAAUUAGAAAGAAGAUUCAAACAACAAAGGUAUCUUUCCGCGCCUGAAAGAGAACAGUUAGCUAACAUGUUAAAAUUGACGCCAACACAGGUUAAAAUAUGGUUUCAAAAUAGGCGUUACAAGUGUAAACGUCAACGUCAGGAUAAAUCCUUAGAGUUAUCUGCCUUGCAACCACCAAGACGCGUUGCUGUUCCGGUGCUCGUGAGAGAUGGAAAACCGUGUAUGCAUGGACAAAAUAUACCACAGUCAUAUUCAGCACCGUAUAACGUGAAUCCAUUCGCGUAUUCUUCUGCAUCAUAUAACACAGUAAAUAACCACAUGCCUCCCAGUGUAAAUCAAAUGCAACAAAAUGGUUACGUUCAACAGCAGAUUCAUCAGGGUAUCCGUGCCUGGUAAAAAAAAGACAAUAUUUGUUACUUUUUGGAUAAUGAACUGGGCCACAAGCGCAGCUCAUCUUCUUCUUCUUCGCCUUGGGCGCUACGCUUGUCGAAAAAACAAAGUCUAUGACGUCUCAAUACUAGAGAUGACUUAUAUGACACCAUACGUGGCUCCUGGUCCAUAUUGUACGCUCGUACUAGUUAUUAUGAACUGUGUCAGAGAACAUUCAAAAGCAGUAUAAAGUAAUUAAAAGGAAAAGCCCAAAUUACUGUGAAGAAAAUUUUUCUUUUUAAAAGCGAGCUUUGGUUACUUACUGAAAAUACUAUUUGAAGAACUAUGAAGCAAGGGUGAUCACUAUAACGGCAGUGACCAUCAAUCGGACGACAUCGGCCAACUGAUAUAGGCUCAUUCAGGCCUUUGAUCUUUAUUUAUAGUAACAAUAUAAAACUACUUACAUAAACCACUGUUUAACAUACUUAUAGUUUAGGGCCUACUUAUUACAUACUGAGUUCGAUGAGUAACGCUAAUACAAUCUGGUGACAAACGCGUGGGUUAUGUAUAAUCUUGUGAUAGGACACAGAGUGUAUGACUUAUUCUAUUGUACUUUAACGUACGAACAGUCAAGGUUAAUUUGAAUUAAUCCAGAGUGCAACAACGAAAUCCAGAAACUAUGCCGAUGUAGAUAGAUGAUUUAUUUCCAACGAAAUUAUGACCAUUCAGCAUUAAAGCAAAUCGAAUGAAAUGCAACAACGAAUCCACAAACUAUUUUAGUUUUUCAAUAUUUGAGGUCUAGCGUAUUAUUUAAUUAUUUUAGAAGUGUUGUAAAAUUCCUAUCUGCAAAACCGAAAUCUAAAAGUUAUUUAUUCUUAGACAGGGGCGGACUGGGUAGCUCUGGGCCCCAGGACAAACUGGUUUCCUUGGACCUCCAUUGCGUUGAAGAAUAUGACGAGAAGACGAAACUAGCACCUCACUUCUCCUCGGAUUUAGGCCAUUAUAUGUUUCAGUAGAUGCAAAUAUGAUUUUAUUUAUUUUGAAAUAAAUGUAUGUCCAAUCAGGGCCGAUGGAUCCCUGCCUGACCCCUCUGGGCCCUCCUAGAGACCUAGUCCGCCCCUCAUCUUAGAAAUUUAAUUUGUAGUGCCUCCAUCGAUAAACUAUCACAAAUUAUACAGCAAUGCAUAUGCGAGUAAGAAUUCCCCCCUCCACCCCACACACAUACCAAAUAUAAACAAAAUUUCGAAUAGCAGGAUUUCAAAAUUUCGAAUAGCAGGAUUUCAAACUUUCUUGAACAUAAAAUAAUUGGGCUGAAUUAUAGAUAAUUCUACUAUCGUAAGAAUUGUUGCUAUAAUUGUUUAUGGCAAAAAUUGGAUAAGAUUAUAGAAUGUACAAUACCGAUGUUAUUAUUUUUUUAUAUGCUAAAUGAUGUAAUUUAUGAUUUGAAACUAACUCUGUGCAUAUUUGUACCUAAUGAUGAAUUAAAUAAAUAUUUUGUUAUGUAUAA
Messenger RNA from Patella vulgata (common limpet), 2692 nucleotides. Its product is annotated as homeobox protein Nkx-2.5. The record is from RefSeq and is a predicted model, not a curated record. NCBI's taxonomy places the organism in Eukaryota, Metazoa, Mollusca, Gastropoda, Patellidae. Gene Ontology annotation, molecular function: DNA-binding transcription factor activity, RNA polymerase II-specific; RNA polymerase II cis-regulatory region sequence-specific DNA binding. The transcript has 2 exons. Gene Ontology annotation, cellular component: nucleus. Gene Ontology annotation, biological process: regulation of transcription by RNA polymerase II; cell differentiation. The coding region runs from base 262 to 1212 and encodes 316 amino acids.